Hyposmocoma kahamanoa is the source of this 3954-nucleotide messenger RNA. RefSeq lists its product as uncharacterized. The coding region runs from base 1 to 2220 and encodes 739 amino acids. The record is from RefSeq and is a predicted model, not a curated record. The transcript is spliced from 13 exons. NCBI's taxonomy places the organism in Eukaryota, Metazoa, Arthropoda, Insecta, Lepidoptera, Cosmopterigidae.
AUGGCUGACAAUUACGAAUAUAGUGAAGAAAGCCUGAAUAAAUUUUCGUAUAGAUUUCUACAGCAGCUGGCGAAGUCUCUGGGUCUUCCAUCUAAUGUAAAAAAGAUGUAUUUAGUUCAAAUGAUCUUUGCCAAGAAAAACUGCUGUGAAGCCGAUGUCCAGGAUAUAGUACAACGAGUCAAAUUAGAGAGACAGCAGCUGUCGCAGAGCAAGAAAAAAAGAAACCAAAAGAAAGUAAAGUUGCAGGCAACAGAAAUAUCAUCCACCAAUACGAGUCAAUCUCCACCAAUAAGCAAUACUCCAAAACGCCAAAGCUUUAGUGAAUCCAACCCUCAGUUAUGUCAAACGCUUGUCCGAUGCCAAGCUAAUCAACCCUUACUCAGCUCCCAAAACUGUAGUGACCGAGUACUACGCAGCUUCAACUUGAAGUCCUAUAAAAAACCAAAUUACUCCGUUAUGAAUAAUUCUAUAAUUGGAGUUAUAAAAACUCAAAGUCCGAAAGCACAUAUAAGUAUAAUACGGUGUGAAAAUGGAUUCCCCAAGUUGAAUGUGACAACAUCUUGUAUUGUGAAGAAAUGCAGGCCAAGUAUAUUGAACAGUGUGUCUUGUUUGAGGAAUGACGGUCAAUUUUUGUCUAGUUCGAACACUAUUCCACAAACAAAGAAACGCCACCGCCGCAUCACCUCAUUGCUCCCAAUCGAAGCACCAGAAACUAACACAAUGAAUUACCCGAGCCUACAACGAAUAGGAUUUCGGCAUACAGAUGGAAAAAUAUCAAAAAUAAACGCCAUAGUUCACAAACCACCAAAAACUUAUGAACGAUUGAAUUCAAGCAGCACUAUAAGUCAAAAUAGUUAUCGGAACGUCGAAGUUACAAUUCAGGAUAUUAUAAAUAGCAACAUAGACGCACAAACAUUCACAAAUCCAAAUGUCUCGGAGUAUAUUAUGUCUGGAACGAACAUUGCCAAUAUGUCGUAUGCAACACAAAACGAUGCUUUAAACACUGUGGAGUUUGGGCAAAAUAAUGAAGUUAGGGAAGACGGUGAUUUCUCUGUUUAUUAUCAUAAGAAGAUAAGGGCUGAACAGGUGCGAACCCAAAGACUAAGCAUCGCACGCGACGUACCUCGCAACCAAGCCAACGAGCAGCGUCUGCCGAAGAUCAACGACGUGUUCAGCAACUUCAAUGACGUCAGUCGUGACGUCACUAGGCCGCUCUACGUGCAAGUCUCUGAUGCUGACAGAGUCAGUAUCCCACUGCAGUCCCAAAACCCACCAGCAUUGGAAAGACUUUACAACAUACGGACGUUACCUCAUCAGGAGAAACCGCUGCUGCAAGUAGCUACUUCUGACAACACAACGUGCGUCUUCAGCACGAUGUUAAUAUCCUCUGUAAUGGCUCCGUCGACCAGCUCACCGCCUGCCGAGUUUCAACCUGCUUCGCAUGAGCCCGAACAAUACGAAUAUUUGAAUACAACCGACGACGUUUCGCGCAUGAGCGACUUCUUCAACCUAGCCGAGCAGGAUAUCACGCUACGAAAAUAUCAUAAAGCGUUUAGCACGUCGUUGUCAUCGGAAGAGACGCAGAGCCAUGUAAUGGAUACGACAGCUAGCAUUCCGGAAAUGGUAGAAGACGCCCUUGAGAUCAUCAGUCAAGAUGGGGACUACAUGGAGCGAAUUGGCAUGGAUAUAAGAAUGCAGUGUAUCCUGUGCGAUUGGGCUGGACCCAAGAUCAUCCUCGAGUACCACAUUAGGAAGGAACACGCAGAAAAGUUGGUGCAUCAAGACAAAAAUGAAUGGAACAUAACGUACAAGCUCGGCAGCGUGGUCAACCAACAGCUGUGGCUGUCCCACGUCAGCGAAUUUGAAACCUAUUUGUACACGGUCAGUGUCAAAUUUGAGGACCCUGAUUGCUUCAUGGCUUCUUUGUCGGUACUGUCAUCACAACCGGAACUUAUACGAAAUGGCUCAAUAACAAUCUAUAACAAAAUAACAGGUGAGCCGUAUACCUGGUCGGGCGAAAUACAAGAAAUACCCACAAAUAUGCCAUACGAAAAUACCCCACAAUUAAAACUAGAGUUGUCCAAGUUGGAACUAGUGCCAAACAGUGCGAGGUUGAAAUUGGUGGGGCGAACCCUAGUGCCUGUGUCGCCCGGUAAAGCUGUAGUCGGACAACCACAAUUGGAUGAUAUUCAUAUUAUUAUUUUUGUUCAUAUUUUCUAGUAUCCUAAUAGUUUUUUUAAUCCCAAACUGAUGCAAUGACUACAGGAAAGAUACUUAAUGUCCGUGUACCCCGCUGAAGUUAACCGACCACAAUUACUUGAUGUUAAGAUUGUUAUUCAUAUUUUCUAGUGCUUCGCUAGUGAUUUUUUAUGCCACAUGUCGCCUUUAAAACUUUUAUUAGUACCAAAUACUCGACAAAUGUGUAGUCUGGCGACAUAGGUACACCCAUGACCAGUGUUCGACAUUUGGAUGUAAUAUAAUCAUUUUUUGUUCACAUAUUCUAGUGGUUUUUAACAUUAUCAUUUAUAAUUUACACGACAAUUAUCAUUGAUAAAUAUACCUUUAUUAUCUUCGAUUUUAAAAAUUCAUUGUAACAAUAACAUACUAGAGCUCGCAUUGUCGCCCCACGUGUUUGUAUCAGAGAUGCAACCAAAUGUCAAUCUCAAAAAAGUCACUAGCUAAAUCCUUUUUCCGAAGAUUUUUCUGUGUUUAUUUAGUUUUCUCACUGUUUGUCAUUGCAUGGAUAAUUAUGGGAUAUAUAUAAAUGAUAAUUAUCAGACAAUUUAUUGAAGAAAAUAUAUAUCGUGAUAAUUUUGAACACUGGUUUUUGGUGCUAGAAUAAUAUUCGUAGGAAUAACACCAAUUAAUCAUGUAAGCUGUGCGAUAAGUGUGCAUUGUUUAAGUUUACAACUUGUGCCUAAUUAGGACUAAUGAUCAAAAGUGUCAUUUUUGUAAGGGACCGAUAGUGAUAAUUAGUGUCCUAUUCAAACUUGUAAGACUGAUUCUAGUGCCAUUGACAUUUUGUCAAUCUCUACAUUUAUGUAGGCUACUAUUAUACGUACAAAUUGUUUAAUAUUAAACUUUUACCUCAUUAGUGUUAUGUAAUCGAACAGCACAAAUAGUGUUAAGUUUUAUUACUUCAUCAAAAAGUUAGCAUGGUUAAGUAAAGAAAAAUGACAAAUCGUCAGAAAAAAUACUGAAAUAUUAUAUCGCAAUCGUGAUUAGCUUAAUAUACAUAUAUCCAAACAAACAUAUUUGUUUUUGGAAGAUAGCUCCAUGUAUUGGACCUUAUGUGCUGGUCACCAAACUGACAACUUGCAAAGUUAUAACUUUAGUACCAAUGUUAUAAUGUUAGUACUAGAGAUGUGCGCCAAUCGUAAAAUCGUCGGCCGACGUGUCUGAUGGUUUUUAGACCGGCGGCGCGUAUGGCGUGAAUGUGCGACAUACAUUUUUCGUGUGUUAAACAACACUAAGACAUCGUAUAAAUAAACCUUCAUUACCAUUUUUUUUUACAUUUGAAAGUUAGCAGAUAAUGUACUGUGGAGUUUGACAGUCCAACAACACCAGAAUUCAUGCGCCAUCCAAUGGGACCGGGUGCCUCUCCAUUUUAAUCUACUAGGAACUUUAAUAGGAAUUAUUAUUUUGAAAUAUGGUGAAUAAUUAACAAAGAAGCUGAUAUUUUAAUAACAUAAAAUGAAUGUUCGCUACGCCUAUUUUACGCCGGUCAAAUUCAUCGGCAGCUUGGCGCAGAUCUCUAGUCAAUACCAAUGUUAUAACGUUAGUGCAAUAGAUAACACCAAUGUUGUAACAUUAGUUGUAAGAGUUGAUUUUUAAAAUAUUUAAUUAAUCGUGUUACAAGUAAGUUUGUUUUUUUUUCUAGAAAUAUUUUUCCAACAACCAGAAUAUUCCAAUAUUCUAUCCUAUAGCAUAUAGUUUUAAAAUAAUGUUUGAUUU